Messenger RNA from Cryptotermes secundus, 2484 nucleotides. RefSeq lists its product as uncharacterized. The record is from RefSeq and is a predicted model, not a curated record. NCBI's taxonomy places the organism in Eukaryota, Metazoa, Arthropoda, Insecta, Blattodea, Kalotermitidae. The transcript has 10 exons. Gene Ontology annotation, molecular function: protein binding. The coding region runs from base 793 to 2295 and encodes 500 amino acids.
ACUGUUUCCUCUGCAGGGACACGUGACGUGCGCACAUGCAAUAUUCACUUGUUUUGGCUUGUGUAGUGUUUGUUUGAAUUGCGUUGAUUCGCUCUAGUUCUCGGAUACGUUGUUUCAUUGCUUUGUAGGACCUUGAAGUGCUCUGAACUUGUGUUGGGAAGUACAAACGUCUUUACGCUUUGCAGACGGGGGCGUUUAUAUAUCAGUGACAUGGGAACACGGGUAGCAGCGGCACACUUCCCGGACAAGAACUUGGCUGGGGUACCGCAGCUCCUGGAGGAACUGCAUCGCCUGAGCUAACCUGUUCGCCGUAUGCUCUGUUACAGUGACAUGGGAACACGGGUAGCAGCGGCACACUUCCCGGACAAGAACUUGGCUGGGGUACCGCAGCUCCUGGAGGAACUGCAUCGCCUGAGCUAACCUGUUCGCCGUAUGCUCUGUUACAGUGACAUGGGAACACGGGUAGCAGCGGCACACUUCCCGGACAAGAACUUGGCUGGGGUACCGCAGCUCCUGGAGGAACUGCAUCGCCUGAGCUAACCUGUUCGCCGUAUGCUCUGUUACAGUGACAUGGGAACACGGGUAGCAGCGGCACACUUCCCGGACAAGAACUUGGCUGGGGUACCGCAGCUCCUGGAGGAACUGCAUCGCCUGAGCUAACCUGUUCGCCGUAUGCUCUGUUACAGUGACAUGGGAACACGGGUAGCAGCGGCACACUUCCCGGACAAGAACUUGGCUGGGGUACCGCAGCUCCUGGAGGAACUGCAUCGCCUGAGCUAACCUGUUCGCCGUAUGCUCUGUUACAGUGACAUGGGAACACGGGUAGCAGCGGCACACUUCCCAGACAAGAAUUUGGCUGGGGUUCCUCAGCUCCUGGAGGAUUUGCAGCGCCUUGCCGAGGACCAUGACUCCGCCGACAUCGUGUUCCUGGUAGGGCGGGAGGAGGUGCCCGUCUAUGCCCACAGGAUCAUUCUCAUGGCUCGGUGCAAGAGUUUCGGUACAGCGAAGCGAGGGGAGGUUUGUCGAAUUCCGGGAAGCUCUGUGUCACCUGCAGCCCCAGGGACUCCAACCCCUAUUCGGCUCCCGCAGUUUCAGGGGGAUACUUUCAGACAGUUCGUCAACUAUGUGUACACCGGAAAGAUCAUGCUGCAGGACAGUGGCGUGUUCGAGAUGCUGAAUCUGGCUCAAGAACUCGGCGUGGAGGAACUGAGAGCGGCGUGUGAAGAUCACGUGACCUCGACGCUGUCUGCCCUCAACGCCUGCACCUUCCUGGCAGCCGCCAUGGAUAUUCAAGACCGGGCAGUCGGUGGAAAAGGAGCCAAGUCAUUUGUGGAUCGCUGUAUUUCUUAUGUUGGUGAAAAUGCUAUUGAGUGUGUCAAGACAAAUUCAUUCCUGAAUCUUCCUAAAGAUGCACUUGUGAAGCUGAUCUCUUCAGACUGUUUGGCUUUAGAAGAGGAAGACGUGUGGCGGGCUGUCCUCAACUGGGCUAAGUACCAGGCUGGCGUCACUCAGCCCACAGCUCACUGGGCAGAGGAAGAGCGUGUGCGGGUGUGUCAGCAUCUCACUGGAGUUAUCAACCAUGUUCGUCUGUUGCUCAUAGACAGUCAGGUCUUUGCUGAAGAAGUUGAACCCACAGGAGCAGUGCCUAUGGAGCUAUCCCUGGAACGUUAUCGAUACGCAGCUUUGCCCAACAAAUUUCGUGAGAAUUCAGAGGACAAACGAUUACAGCCCCGUGUCUCCCUCAAACUGUUUCCUGGAUCUCAACUUAUUACGCAGGAGAAGACUUGUUACCAGCGUGUUCUGAAUAGUUGGUAUGGGUCUUCCAAACAAGUUUGGCGGUUGGUGUACCGAGCAUCGAGUCAUGGUUAUUCUGCUGAAUCAUUUCAUAUACACUGCGAUGGAGUGGCUCCUACAUAUGUAAUAGCAAUGGGAGCCCGAGGUGAAAUCUGUGGGGGAUUCAGUGAUGUUCCUUGGGGGAAGACAAACACCAAGGGCCACUACAUCCCAUCAGAGAAGGCUUUUCUGUUCACUCUAAGUAAUAAUCACGACAUGCCUCCCACAAAAUACGACAUUGUAAAGAAAAUGUUUGCCAUAUGCUAUCAUCCUGACUGUGGACCAAUAUUUGGAGCAGGAGCUGAUUUUCUGAUAGCAAGUAACUGCAACACCAAUAUGGACAGCUACUCCAAUCUUCCACACUCGUACGAUGGAGACAAUGCCUCGUGUAGCAUCCUCAUGGGAGAUUAUAAUUUCACUGUUAUUGACUAUGAAGUGUUCACGCCUGUGGGAGGUAAAUAGCUGAUAAAGCUAUGGUGAGAUAUUAAGGCUGUCAUGGUGAUUUGCUGAAACUUGGGUUUUCAUUUGUGGGAGAGGAUGUGAUGUGUUGAGCUGGUUUACUUGUAUUUCAGAGAUAUUAACUACUUGUGUUUGUGAUGAAAUGACUGACAAAACCUUCUUGUAGAAUCAUUCCAAUAAAUUUUUUAUUUA